Molecule: messenger RNA, 360 nt
Organism: Schistocerca serialis cubense
Lineage: Eukaryota; Metazoa; Arthropoda; Insecta; Orthoptera; Acrididae
Product: twist-related protein 1-like
Exons: 2
Coding region: 1-360 (119 amino acids)
Source: RefSeq, a predicted model, not a curated record
AUGAAGUCGGUGCCGCAGUUGGCCGGGCCGUCGCUAGGAGCCGCUAGCGAAGUCCCGGGGACGGCCGCUGGGGGCGCUAGGGCGCCCGCUGUGCGUGGCGGCGGCGGCGGCGGCGGCGGCGGCGGCGGCGGCGGACACCCUGCCUCCGGUUCCAGUGUCGCGCCUGGCGCCGGGCGUGCAGCGUCGCGGUGCGUGCUUGCUGCGUGUGGCCAGAGAGACAGCGCCGCGAGCUCAGUCGAGGUGUCGGCAGCGCAGCGACGCCGCUACAACUCGGCAGCUACAGCCUGCCACUGUAGGCUCAGCGGCACGUCCUGCCCAGUUUGCAAACUGUCUAUGAACUAUAGUACACUACCAGUGUGA